Pyricularia grisea is the source of this 2258-nucleotide messenger RNA. RefSeq lists its product as uncharacterized. Gene Ontology annotation, molecular function: mRNA binding. Gene Ontology annotation, biological process: mRNA splice site recognition. The record is from RefSeq and is a predicted model, not a curated record. The transcript is spliced from 3 exons. Gene Ontology annotation, cellular component: U2-type prespliceosome; U1 snRNP. Lineage: Eukaryota; Fungi; Ascomycota; Sordariomycetes; Magnaporthales; Pyriculariaceae. The coding region runs from base 158 to 1009 and encodes 283 amino acids.
UCAACAGCUUAACAGCGCUCGACACCACGCAACUUCAGGUGGCGCCCCUCUGCGAAAUUCACCUACUGAGAUCAGCUUCAUUGAGGACCGUCAACAUCUGUAGUCAACUCCGGCCGCUUGUUACAACAGUCGCCUCAGAAGUUUCUCCAUCGCAAACAUGGCGGCGGAGCAGAGAAAGCUCCUGGAGCAACUUAUGGGCGGUGGCAUCGCCGCACGCCCUGCUCAAGUAUCUCUCACCGACUCCAAGGUCUGCCGGUCCUACGUAGCCGGCACAUGCCCUCACGACCUCUUCACAAACACACGACAAGACCUCGGACCUUGUCCAAAAGUACACUCGGAGGCGCUCAAGGCGGAGUAUGAGGCUCUCCCGGAGAAGGAGCGACAAAAAAUGGGCUUUGAGUACGACUACAUGCGGGACCUGCAAAAGUAUAUCGACGAGUGCAACAGGAGGAUAGAUGCGGCGCAGAGGAGGCUGGAGAAAACACCUGACGAAAUUAGGCAAACGAACGUUCUUCUACGAACGAUAUCCGACCUCCAAAACUCGAUAAACUGCGGCCUGGUCGAAGUCGAAAUCCUAGGGGAGUCGGGCCAGGUAACUCUCGCGUUAGAUGAGUACGUGCGCGUACGUCAAAAUCAGGCGGCCAAAGCCGAGCGGGAAAAGGAGCUUCGCGCGCUCGCCGACACGGGCGGGCCCUCGGGUCACCAGAAGCUGCAGGUAUGCGACGUCUGUGGCGCGUACCUAUCGCGCCUCGACAACGAUCGACGACUGGCGGACCACUUUUACGGCAAAAUGCAUCUCGGCUACGCUCAGAUGCGGAAGACGUACGACGCCUUCCCCAAAGAGUUGCGGUCGAGGGGAGGAGGCGGUGGCAGGAUGCCGUUGGACGACCACAACCAAUCGGGGCCUGGAGGUUAUGACGAUGGCUGGAAGGGUCCCAGAGGGCCACGGGCAGGAGGCUAUGGCGGUGGUGGUGGUGGGGGCCGCGGGGGUCGUGGCCGGAGGUGGUAAGGCACUCUGUAUGCCUUGUUAUUCCCAGUUCUACUGGCUGUAUUGGCGUUUAAUGGAAACAUGUGAUAUAGGCGUUAAGGGUUGGACGAGCGAUACCUAAGCUGAUUUGUUGUUUUGGGGCACAUUCCCAGGGGCACAUUUUCAUAAUUUGUGAGCUUGGUAGGCCGUACUAUGGUUUCACUCAACUGUGAACCCGGGUUUUCUAAUUAUGCUUUUCCCCCCUCCUUUAUACUACUAUGUGGUAUCGCUUUUCUGACAGUCAUUCUUUCCUAGCGAACAACAGUCAGCCCGGGCUAGUUCUAAAAAGUACAAAUCUUACUCUGUAGAACAUCGCUAUAUAGGUAGGCCAAGACUUUCUUGGUUACAAAAAGACCUUUUGUUGACCUUCGCUUUUGUAUAGUCGGUAUAUCUCGGGCCUAUGCGGCCGGUUUAUCUUCAGCCUUUGCUCUCGCGUCCUCAGCUUCAACCUCGUCAUCCCACCGAGCGUUGGGCGCUAGCGGCGAGAACAUCUUGGCCGGGGUCUCGCUCUUCUUCACCGCGUCCACCACCGAUGCUUUAGGUGCAGCGUUUGUCGACAGCGGCGGGAACUCGGCUUCGUUGUUAAUGGCCGGCUUGGAAACCUGCUGACCGUUGCGCCCACCACCUCCGCCACCGAAAUCUCCACCACGGCCGCGUCCUCGGCCUCCCCCACGACCAACACGGUGGUUGUGGUAGCCGCGCUCCUCAGCAAAGUCGUCGCCAUCUCCAGUGGCAUACUUACUACCCUGGAGCCCUCCCAGCCUGCCAGAAUGGAGACCCUUAGACCCCCUGAUUCCGCCGUUGGCCCCUCCCGUGAACGCCCUCCUGUCCUCCUGCUGCGCCUCCUGCUCCCAGGCUCCGUCCUUAGCGCCCAUAGCCUUGAGCUUCCUCUCCCGGUUCCUAGCCCUCUCGUCCUCGAGCCUCUGCCGGUCCUCCUCAGCCUGGCGGCGCUUUUCCUGCUCCGCCGCGCGUCUCUUGCGCGCAUCUUCAGCGCUGCGCGCCAUGGCCAUCUCGUGGUCCCGCUCGUCCCUCUGGGCCUGGUUGUGCCGCCGCAUCUUCUCGGCCGACGCAACCGCCAUGGCCGCCAUCUUGGCCGACAGCUCCUCAUCCGUAAGCUUGGUGCGCGGGUUCGCUCCGGACUUGAGUCGCGCCUCCGACGUCACUGACGCCGGCUUGACGGGAGUCUGCUGCCCCCCCGUUGCGGCAGUCGCGGCCGCUGGGCCCGUGGGCG